This is a messenger RNA of Cucumis melo (muskmelon), 1816 nucleotides long. RefSeq names its product CDT1-like protein a, chloroplastic. The coding region runs from base 145 to 1599 and encodes 484 amino acids. Gene Ontology annotation, cellular component: nucleus. The transcript has 7 exons. Gene Ontology annotation, molecular function: DNA binding; DNA polymerase binding. Gene Ontology annotation, biological process: regulation of DNA-templated DNA replication initiation; DNA replication preinitiation complex assembly; DNA replication checkpoint signaling. The record is from RefSeq and is a predicted model, not a curated record. NCBI's taxonomy places the organism in Eukaryota, Viridiplantae, Streptophyta, Magnoliopsida, Cucurbitales, Cucurbitaceae.
AAGGCAAAAUUUCCCUCUAAUUCACUACUGGCAGCCGCCCCCUUUCCUCAGCAGCUCACUUGCUAGUAAUCAAGUCUUUCCUGUUCUUCCAAUUUCCUCCCUUCGAUUGCUUCUCUUUAGACACUUGUUGAGUUGCGUUCUAAAAUGGGUGAAAAAACAUUUGAUGAUGGUGGCCUAAAUGUUUCAGCCAUUGAAACUAAUCCGUCUAUGGACAAACAAAUUGAAGGGAUUCAUGGUAAUCAGAAUUCAGAAAGUAACAUCGCAUGUAUGACACCAGAGAAAGCUGAUGAGUAUUUGAAAGGAAAAUUGAAAGAAGAAGAGAUCAAACUUCAAGAAAAAUGCCAGACAAUUGUAGAGUUCUUUACUUGCUUGACUUCCUCGAUGAGGCUGCUUAAAAUGAGAAAGAAGAUGUCUACCUUUCACAAUGUAUCCCGUCAGGUGUCGGUUAUGACAAAAAGAAUGUUUUUGGACAAACAUCUAGCACAAAUAGUAUAUAUCAUUCCAGAAGCUGUGAAUAUUGAUAAAGUGAUGAUUCAUGACAAGAAGACAUCGUGCAUGAAACCGGAAAUGAUAAUCAGUCUUCAAUUAGAUGUUGUAAAAGGUCACUCUGAGCAUUCUGAUUUUUUGGCAUUACACAAAGUUUUUGCUUCAAGGGUAUUAAAAUACUUUGCAGUCCAUACAGAGAAAAAUGAAGUUCCAGAGGGGGCACUACCAAAGCCUUUCAACCGAAGAAAAAUAUUCUCUCUUGACCAAUUGUCUGAUAAUUCUCCUGAAAGAUCUCGACCAACAUCCAUAGAUUCCGAUUUGACUUUAGAAGAACUUUGUCCACAUUCAUCCUUGAAGAGACAUUUCUCUAAGAAAUCCAUUUCUAGUGUAGAGAUAUCGGAACCGGUUGCAUCUUCUAUUGUUUUUUCACCAUCCAUUCCAGCUUGUAGCAGCUUGAAAGAAGAGGAUACCAAUGAUAAGUUGCUUGAAGAUAUUCCGACACUCUCUCCUCAAGUUGCUGCGGCUAAUUCUUCUGAAAGUCCUCUUGUUAAGUCUGUCCUGUCUUCUGCUUCUAGCAGCAUUAUGACACAAACACCGGUACAGUUGACACCAAAGAGAUCAAUGCUGCCAAGUUCGGAGGUGAAAACGAGGAAACCUGCAAGUGUUGGAAGUGUAUGUAAACCUGCAAAAAGGUUUCUCAACUUUUCUGGCAUGGAAGGUGAUAAUGGCAAGUCAAGUCUAGGUGUGGAUGAUUUGCAAAUCCCUGGAAAGAAGAACUUUCUCGAUGAGCAUUUCGAAAAGAAGAAUUAUACUAGUAAAGAAGUAAUUAGUCAAGAAUCAUCUUCUUGCUUGCCUGAACUUGUUUGUGUUGUCUACAACAUUUUCAAGUCUGUGAAUUGCUCUUCAAUUACCAAGGAGGAGCUCGUGCACAAGAUUAUAAUGAAUUGUCUUGAUAUUACUGAGAGAAGAGAAGUGGAAGAGAGAAUCGAGCAGCUCGAGAAGUUGGUUCCGAAUUGGAUCUCCAAGAAAUUGACAAUUAGCGGGGAUGUUACUUUUAGCAUCAACACGAAGGAAGACUUAGAAUCGGUUGUGGCGAAAACAGCUCGCAUUUGAGAAGUUGCCAAAAUGGGGCCUCCACAUAACACAUAGUUUUGAGUUCGUUAUAUCUUUACGGUCAAAUUGUAAUUUUGGUCAUGGUUUGGAAAAAAGUUGUAAUCUGGUCUCUACAAGAGUAUUUAUGAAACCAUUGAAAAUUCUUUCCAUGGCAAUUUUUUUGAACAGGUUUUCAUAGGAGCUAAUCAAAUGAGAGUUGCUUGAUCUCUAUUUUUCA